Bactrocera oleae (olive fruit fly) is the source of this 2387-nucleotide messenger RNA. The record is from RefSeq and is a predicted model, not a curated record. Lineage: Eukaryota; Metazoa; Arthropoda; Insecta; Diptera; Tephritidae.
GAACCGAAUGCGCCAAUAACUUUGACGUCGUAGCUACGGCGGAUAUUAAGGCAGAAAACGCUAGCACACUAAUAGGCGCGCACGUCUGCACGCAUAUAGCGCAUUAGUACAACAUCACAUGCACAACAAACGCAGCAGCCAACUCUAUACAGGCUGAGACUUUAAACAAUUGGCUCAUAGCGCUUUCAAGACAAAUUAUUCAUAAAACAUUAAACAACGUCAAUUAAGUGGAAAACAAAAAAAAAUUGUUGUGCGUUAAACGAAAAAGUGCAAACUAAGUCUGAAAUGCAAUAUAUGUGAUCAUUUCAUAAUAAUUACAGUACUAUGUUAAUUCUUUCCAAACGCAAAAGUGGCAAAAUGUACGUAAUCAAGAUCUUAAAAACCACAUAUAAAAAGUUUCAAGUAUCAAACUAGUGAUUCGAGGCAAUAAGAAAAUUUUAAGGCGUAAAGAUAACAAUUCCUGUUAAAGUAAAUCGUAGUUUAUGAACAGAAAAAUCAACUAAAGUACACUCCAGCUAUUGGAAGUAACAGCACUGAACUGAAUUGAAUUGGCCAAAUAUUUUGAGUUCCUUACACUCAGCAAACAAAAUGCCCUCAACCUAUGCCUAUGACAAGUGUGGGCGAUCGAUUGGACAGAGUAGACGCGUGCAGCAUACGGAUACACCACCAAUGUUGUCUUCUCAUUGCAAUGAGGAUGUUGCGGGUGCCAAAUGUAUACGGACUUCCACCCACAUAAUAUAAAUGCGUACAUGAUACUUAUAAUGUAGAGGCCGCAACAACAGGAUGUAGCUGUGUACCCCCUAUCGAACAACACACAAAAGCUUCUUGCGAAGCGGAGAAACCGUUCUGCUUCUAGCAACGGCGAACAACAGGCUUUAUCUUCAGCUGUAGUGUGGACGACUGCGAUUUGCACAAUACCAUAACAAGCUGCACUGAACGACCGAUCCGAUCUUUUGACGGUGUCAAAAGCAAAUUUAUAUUGGUAUGGUGUCAUUUCAUAUAAGGAAUAUUCCGCUAUCGCGGCAAUUGCUAUUGUUUCUCAUCUCCAGUAUCUUUCAUUUCAACCACCUAUGGCGCGGGGCUGAGGCUGAAUCAAUUAAAUACAGUCAUGGACCAUUACUAUCGUCACUAAAUGCCCGAUCGAUGGAUUAUGGCACGCCGACGAAAGUAGCUGCUAGUUCAUCGGGAGUGUUUGAAGUGGAUGCUACAAACGCUGGUCUAGGAACAACCGUAAAUAAUGCGGCAUCAGCUGCAGCCGCUGCCCUCGAGAGUCCAGCAGACACCGGUGGUGAAAUAGUCGUGCCAAAAACUUUUCCAUUGAGUGCACAAGAACCAACGUGCGAACAAUUACGUGCAAUGUGGAUUUUUUCUAAGAGACAAUCUCGAGCCGCAGAAAUUACAAACGAAAUACCAACCUAUCGCGAUCCGUUUGCCUACAAUGUCUGGGAACCAUAUUAUUCAACUACUCGCAACAUGGGAGGAGGGUAAUACAUUGAUUGAUGUGUCAAAAUUUGAUUUGUUUACACUAAACAAGACAUUUUUAAUUACUUUUAAAAUUGCAAUGAAAAAGACAUAAUUUUUGAUUCCCUAUGUUCGAUAACGGGGCAAGAAAAGGUAUGGACGUAAGAGGACAAUUAAAACAAUUAAGAGUUCAUAAUUCGAGAGCCUCUCUUAGAGGUGUGUACCAACCAAUUUUUCGGAGUACUAAGCGAAAAAAAAACAUUCAUAUAUGUGCAUCAGAUUCAUUAUUCUGAGAAGAAAAGAAAUCAAGCUUCCUACUAAUGGAAACGAAAAUUAAUCUCAGCAGAAAUUCAGGCUGUCGGCUUAGGUUAGAGUACGUAAGUCGAAUACGCUUAGAUCAGGCAAAUCCUAUCAUUUUUAUCUUGAAUGUUUGUCCGGUAAGGAACGAGAAUACAACAGGCUGCACUUGAUAAAUCACAAAGAAAUGUAAAAUUAGCUCGCAUCUUUUUCAUCCACAUUCAUACACACAACGAAUAAAGUAAAGAUUUCUUCAUCCUAAACAAAGUACUCAACCGAGUAUAAUAGUUUUGUUCGCCUCACUAUUGUUUGCAACAUCUAAAACUAAUCGAGAUAUAUUGAUGUUGAGUAACAUAUAAGUAUAACAAGUAAGAAAGGACUACCUAUAUUCGAAUGUAAAUGGACAUUUUAUACUCUCGAAAAGUAAAGUGGUAUAUGAGAUUUCUGUAUACAUAUAUUUAAUUAGAAUUAGGAGUGUUGACUGAGUUAUUUACAUUCGCAGUGAAAUUAAUUAGAGAAAUUUGUAUACGAAGCUUACAGAAAUGGUGUGAAAUCGUACUUGAGUUUUGUUGUAUACAAUUAUAAUCGAUUUUAUAUAACAACAACAACAUUAGAACUAUAUUGAGAAA